UUGACGUUUUCUCAAAAAAGUUGUAAAUUUUGUUAUUACUUUGAAAUAAAAAUGAAUACUUUAUUAUUUAUAAAAUGGAGGAAUUAGAAGAACAACCAAUGUGGGCCAUCAGACAAGCUAGUCGGCAAGUGCUUCGAGUUAGUCGUCGAAACCAGAAAUACGGCAUGACCGAUUAUCGCAGAUCUAUUGAAACUUCGAGAAUCGAUCCUGAUACAAUAGCAGAUAUACCAAAUAAAUUGAAAAAUAAGUCAGCAUUAACUUUGCAUGAUCUGCACAUUUUGAAAAAUAUCCUGAUCGAUGAUGAAAAUUAUAUCGAGAUUGUUUUGAGUACUAAUGGAGCAUUAAGAGGGUUAAUUAGAGAAUUAUCUGGGAGAGACGUUAAAAGGCAGUGCGCUGCUGCAGGGUGCCUUUGUAACUUGGCCCUGGGAGACACCAAAGCGUGUGUUGCCAUCGCGAAGGCAGGCGGUCACUACUUAACUCCGGCUCUGGACAGCACUACUGAAUUGGCUGUGACGUCAGCGUGGGCCCUCGGCAACAUAGCGGGGGCGGGCGCACGAUCGUGCGAGUUGCUAUGCGAGCUGGGCGCCGCGGGCAAACUGGCAGAGCUACUGGGCAGGCGGGACGCGGCGGACGCUGCGGUAUACGCGCUCACGCACGUCGCUUACCAGAUGAAAAAUACCCUGAGCAUAGAAUAUGUCGCCCGAAUAAUUGAAGCGUACUCCAAAUUGGAACUGAACCUGGAAACGUGUCGGCUCCUCUUCUAUUUGUCCUGCCAUGAAGAGCUCCAUUCAAACCAUUUGCCGCACCGACUUCUGCUCAAACUCCUGGAUGCCACGGCCGUGAGUAUGGAACGACACGUCAUGGGCACAUGCAAACGAUCCGACGUGUGCUGUGAACUAUUGUAUCUACUUCGAACGCUAGCCAACAUAUCCGUGACAAAAGUGAACAGUGAUUUAGUGCUCGAAUAUCUUAUCGAUAAAAAAUUGUUAGAAUAUUUUAAAACAAUCAUAGCGACCGAUAAUGCCAUUAUAAAACUGUCAUCCUUGUGGUUGUUAGGCAAUUUGUUCAAUAGCUCUGGUGAAACUUUGUUUGAAGAAUUUAUUGGCGGCAAUUAAAUUGUCGUGUAUUGUUGUAACAAUUAAGUAAGUAGGUGUUCAAUGCAAUGUAUUUUGUUGCUCAAACAAGUUGGUGGCUUAAUAUCUAACAAUUAAUAUAGUACCUAUUCAAAGCAAUGUAUAUUGUUGAUCAAACGAUUUAAUUAAUUGGCGUCAUAUCUAGUUGUUUCAAUCUCAAUAGUUUAUUCAAUAUACCACAAUAUUCAUAAGAACAAACAUGUAAUAGAGUAGUGUUG
Molecule: messenger RNA, 1351 nt
Organism: Ostrinia furnacalis (Asian corn borer)
Lineage: Eukaryota; Metazoa; Arthropoda; Insecta; Lepidoptera; Crambidae
Product: importin subunit alpha-2
Exons: 5
Coding region: 75-1115 (346 amino acids)
Source: RefSeq, a predicted model, not a curated record